UACAUAACAGUUAUACCCCGCCCCCCCCAAAAAAUAAUAAUCCCAUUGUAGUUAUCUACUCUUUACAGACAAGCUUUGGCCCUACCUCUAAUGCUUGGUGAUCACUAAUUAGCUCUCCUCCCUGUAGUUUUACAUUUUCCAGAUGCCCUAUAAAUGGAAUCAUACACUAUUAUGGUCUUUUGAGUCUGUCUCCUUUCACUUAGCAUAAUGCAUUUAAGAUUCAGCCAGUGUUGUAUGUCUCAAUAGUUUCUCCCCUUUUAUUACUGAGUAAUAUUCCAUUGUAUGGAUGUACCAUAGUUUAUCUGUUCCUCUGUUGCAGAACAUUUACUUUGUGUCUAGUCAUGGGUAAUGAUGAAUACAGCUAUAAUCUAAAUGUUCGUGUAUAGGUUUUUAUAUAAAUGUUGAUUUUAAUUUAAUUUCAUUUGGGUGAAUAUCUAGGAGUAUGAGCUCUUUAUUUUUCCUUCUCAGUAUAUGACUGUUUUGCAAUUGUUCCUAAGGGACAUUUGUGUUGUAGGUAGAAUUCCGACUUGACUGUUCUUCUGACAAUUUAAAGACGUCCUCCUGUCUUCUGAUCUCCCUGGUUUCACAACCUUACUGAUUGUUCUCCAAGUUUUGACUUUCCUCACCAGUCCUGCUACUAGGGUGGCUUGUGCAGAGAUAGUUACUUUCUGUACUUUCGUUCAGUGAUUCUCGUUGUAAUUGGGAGACAGAGGCUAAACUGGGCUUAUUCUAUUUUGGCUCGUACUGGAAGUCCCUGUAUUAACUACCAGAAAAAGGUACUUUGCAAAUAAAUUAUAACUUGAUGACAGAUAGGACAGGGUAUUUUUGUUUCUUUGACUUUUUGGUUUUUUCUUCUUUCCUAGAGUUCGCCAGUGUGCCUAAUGACUUAUUCUGUGAUCUCACAGACGAAUGAUUCUUUACCAUGGUACUCUUCAGCAACCUCCUUCUAUAUGUAGGACCUGGGCCUCACUUCAUUGCUUGCUCACAGCAUACAAAUAAUUUGUUCUUCCUCAUGAAAUGACCAUGUUUCGAUGCUACAGUGUGACUCUAAAGCGUAAUGAAGAUUUAGGGGAAAGGAGAAGGAUGUCAUUGGAUCUAACUUUGUAAACUGGGAAAUUAGAGAUACCUUUUUCCUUGUAUAUUUUCUUGUCUUUUUCCAAGAUUUAUGUGGCAGCUACCAUGAUGGCUGUAGACACCAUGCAAUUUGAAAUGGCAUUUCUCUGUAUGAAUCUGGUGUCAGGAAGGAAUAUGACAGGGACAUACAAAUAAGGACAGGGACGGUGGUGAUGGGGGAAUGAGAGGGACCCUAAACAGGGACAGAGGAGGAGUUUACAGCACAUCUUAGACACUGUGCUCACUGGGAUUUAAAAUCAACAUUAAACACAGUAUCUGUAGAGGUUGCCCUGUCCUCGAGAUGUCCAACUGUCAUAGUUUGCAGUCACAGAAUUGUUAGGACACUAGUUCUGACUCCUGAUGAUGGAUGAUAACCCACCAACAGCCCUACUGUUUCUAAGGCACCGUUAAUUUUAGGAAGAUCUGGGAGUGGGGAGGGGACACAAAGCGAGCAUUAAAACAUUGGCUCACUUUGAACGGGAGCAGUCAGAUGACCCAGGCGGUUUGGAGACCCUUGAGCAGUGUAGCCCACUGGUCAGCCAUGCUUCUCCGUGGCUGCUUCCGUAGGCUCUGAUACCAUUUAUAACUGAGUUUUCUUCACUUCUUUAAAUGAUGUGAUGUAGCCCCAGAGAUGAACCUUAAGCUGGUCUAGAAAAUGCUUUUCUUAUGCUCUUCAACCUACCGGAAGAUCAGGGAGAAAAAUGACUCAGGCUCUUGUUUCUCCCUCCCGCUCCCCCUGUUUAGCACACCUGCAUGUCUGUGCCUGUGAAGUUCUCUCUGUUUUGAGAAGCCGAGCUAUGCAAUGUUGCCACGCCUUGGGCACAUGCCUGCUUCCACUCGGUCUCCUUUGUUCAGUCUGUUAAAGGGACCUCGCUGAGGCACAUUCGAGGGGAAGAGCAAGGAGGCUCAGGCGCUCCGUGGUGGUUUCUGUGGGAGUAGCCUGUCUGGCUGCAUUCAGUGCUCACCAGGUCUAGGGUCCCGGAGAGACAGGGCCGAGUUCCUGUCGUUCUCCAGCAGCUGUAACUUCUUGCAGUGCCAAACACCCAAAGCCCCUCCCUCACCCCCUUCCCAUUUUAUCGCCUUCCUCUCCACUCCCCCACCCCUUUAUUUUCCUUUCUCAGUCUUUCCCAAGUCUGUUACAGGUGUGGUUCAGAUUUGGGGGAUGGAGAAGGGAUCUGGUUCUCUCUCCAUCAUUCCCUCACUCUUCUCAGUGUGUUCUUGGCUAGUCUACAAAAACUUCAUAAUGGUUUCUGCCUUAGUUUGUCCUUAAAAAUAUGUUAUUAGAUCCUUCUAGCAUGUUCUUUAGAAUCCCAAAUAUUUGGUGACAGACCGUUUGAAGGUCCAACAAAAAUAUGGCAUUCAUGAUCCAAAGCAGAGCAGAGUUUGCUAGUUUGGGAUAGUUUCCUUAGAAAGAUUCAAUCUCUUUGGAAAACAAAGCAAACAAAACAAAAAACAAAUCUUUUUAUCUUUGGGUUCAAGUUAGCAUCUUUAUCUUCAUGAAUAUGUAUUGAACACUCCAGAUUAGAGACUAAUUAGGGAUUCGCCAGAGUUGAGGACUGGAAAAAUGGUUUAAAAUCACCACCUUCUCUCAGUGUCUUCAUAUUCCUAAUUCAAAUUAAGUACCACAUAUUUUGCUAGCACACUCGACGGGAUUUAAAAGCUUUUAAUGAGAUUAAGUAAUAAUACAGUCUAAAUGAGAAGCAAUUACAAAGCAGUCAUUUUUACAGUUAUAAACGAGUCUGUGUCAUUCAUUUUGUUCUUCUUAAACUGUGCAGUUGAGUAGACCCGUAUGCUGCCCUUACAGCAGCAUCUCGUGUACUAUGAGAUAGCCCUCAAAUAUUUCAGUAAGAACGUAAUUGUGUUGUGAGUUUGCCAACACACCAUGCUGUCUGUCUUCUUGCUACUAGCACGCCUUCCACCCUCCAUCUCAGGACGUGUCCAGCUUGAUGUUCCACCUGACACCAUGCCACAACAGCGUGUAUGCUCCCUGCUAACAACCUAUAUUUCAAGCUAUAUUCCAGAGUCAGCUAAGUAUUUUGAAAGCAAAAUAUUUUUGACUCUGCAGGCCAUAAAGUCUCUGUUGCAAAUAUUCAUCUCUGCCACUGAGGUAUGAAGGCGGCCAUAAACAGUGCACAGACAAAUGGGCAUAACUGCACCCCAGUAAAACUUUAUCUCCAAAAAUGGCACCAGUCUGGAUCUGGCCAACAGCUGUAAUUUGCUGAUCCCUGAGUAUUGCCUAAGCCGAUGCAAACAAAGCAUGCUGGCAGGUUUAAGGAAUGGAUUGAAGGAUGCCAGUCCGUUCUUACAGUGACCACUGUUAACCUGUGAGAUCCUGACAUUGGAUUGAAAGCAGAUCACUGGGAAUCUUAAUCUGGACUAAUCUGUGUUCCUCUUGUUAAUAUCCUCCCACAACUCUAACUAGUGGUAUAUCCUUCAUCUUCACACAUGAGAGGAAAAGAAGGAGGAAGAUCGAUUUUCAGUUCCUCAGCUGUAGUCUGAGCCACUGUCCCUUGUUUUUACCAGUCCUCUUAGGAUAUAAUAGAACGUUGCCUAGUAAAAUGUAGACGGUUAUUAUUGCCAUUCUGUAAAAACAGUUGGACCAGUGCCAUGAGGUUUCUUGUUUCUGCUAGCUAGUACUCGCUCGCUGCUUCUGGCAUUGCAGUGUGCUUUGCUUAAAUAUUAGACAGGAAAAGUUUGUGUCUACUUUAGCACUUUGGCAACCCAGGCUUUGGAGCUAUUGUAAACUUCUGUAAAUCUUUUGUUACUGUUUCAUUAGGUGGAAUGAAUGUUUCUUUAUCCCAAGUUCUUCCUGCCUGUCCUGUUCUUGGUAUCAGUUCAAGUGUCAGUCUGGAGUGCCAGUAAUAACAGGCGUCCCCUCUGCCCCUUCCUGUUCGGGAGGGAGGGUGUUGUCUCCUACAGGUUUUUUUUCUCAUGCUGAAAGUUGGGGCAGGAUACCUAGGCGGCUUUAGUGAUUGAAAAUAAACUGUAAAAUCUCUAUCAUUUAAAUUUGCAGUUCAGAUUUGAUAAGUAAUACAGUAUUAGAUAGUUCACAUGAGGAUGCAUCUUGAUUCCAAUCUCAGUUUGCCGGAACUUGCAUUGUGAAACCCACUCUAAUUCAUAUUAUAUAAUUUGUUUUAGUAAAGGCUAUGAUUUUCUGGGUGGAACAGGUGAACUUUUCUAUUCGGUCAUCCUGAAAGCCAAGUCAUUCUAUAUAUCUGAGCCCCUUUCUCUUCAGUUCUCAGGUUGACUUGACUCCCAUCAGCCCAUCACUCUAUUUUCUCUGUCUGAAGGCCGUUGUACUAGAAAUAUCUGUUUAGGCCUGAGAAUCGUGUCCUUCACUUUUGUCUUUUCAAUGCCUGUAUAGCAGGGAGAUGAACAGGGGAAGUGAAGGAGUCUGCAAAAAAAACUCAAUCUUGACUUUUGAACUAAAGCAGAUGAUCAAUGAUUGGCCUCUGUCAAGACCCCAAGGAAGUAAAGAACAGAGCUCUGUGAAGAAUGGGUUGCGUCAGACCCAUCUCAUUUCCUCUGAUGACAAAGUGACAGUCCAAAAUGAUAAGGGAAAAAUAGAUAUUAUCUAUAUGGAUUCUAGAAAGGCUUUUGAUUUCAUCCAAUGUGACAUUCUUAUCAACAAAUUAGGAGAGUCUGGUCUUGAUCACAUUGCAGGGAGGUGAAAUUCCCACUUGAUCGAGAGGUUUGACCCAAACUCAGAGUCGUAGGUCCUUCUGUUAGUCUAAACCAGGUUCUUUUCUCCCUCCUUGGAACUGUUUGAAGGAGCCACCUACUUGAUGGGUUGAGAUCAGGAAUUCUUUGGAAAAACAGUCAGUGUGUCAAAGUGGGAAUAAGGGUAAAUACGCUUGUCUUCAAAAUUGAUGGAACCAGACUCAGGGUACAGAAUGAUUAAGUUGAUAUGUAGCCUGGAAAGGCUCAGGGACCAAAAGGACCCUUAACUGAAUGUAAGAGAAGGCCGCUGCUGUCGCUGGAAACCUAGACUCAGAACUUGAGAGCUAGAGGAGCCUUGGGAGCACAUUGUUCAUCCUCUUCAUUUGCAGAAGGGUUGCUAGCCCAAGAAGGGGGUUGUAUGCGGUUAGCAUUGACUUAAAAACAAAACUUCCUCAAAACAUAUUUUACAUACCAUAGAAUUUCCUUACUUCAAGUAUAUAAUGCAAUGAUUUUUUAAAAAAUGCGUUUACCAAGUUGUGUAGUUAUCACCAACGAUCAGUGUCAGAACAUUUUCAUCAACUCAGUAUGACUCCUUGUGGCAUUAACUGUAAAUUCCUGUCAACUACUUAUCUCCCAGCCGUAGGCAACCAUUAAUCUACUUUUUAUUAAUUUCUAUAAUCUAUCUUUCUAUAAUCUUGCCUUCCUUUCCUGGCUAUUUCAUGUAAAUGAGAUCUUACAAUAUAUGGUGCUUGUGUUUGGUUUUUUCCUUCUAUUGAUUUAUUUUUCUCUUUUAUGGUACUGGGAAUUGAACCAGGGCUUUGUACAUGCUAAGUAAGCUCCACCACUGAGCUAUAGCCCCUGCUUCUUUCACUUAGCAUAAUGUUUGAGGUUCAUUAUGUAACAUGUAUCAAGAAUUCGUUCUAAUUUAUUGCUGAAUCGUAUCCCUUGAUAUGGAUGUGUUCUGUUUUGUUUAUCCAUUCGCCAGUUGGUAGACACUCAGGUUGUCUUCACUUUGGGCUACUGUGAAUCAUGUCAUUGAUUACAUUCACGUCAUUGUUUAAAGUUCAGUAACUCUUCCUUCACAAAUUUGUGUGAAAUUCUCCAUUAGGUGUGGCCUCUUCUUGUACCCUUUUUCUUCAAGGAUGGACUGUAGAGUUCCCUCCAAGAAGGAACUCUGGUUGUUAUUAAUGUUCUAAUAAAUAGCCUUAGGAUAUUAGAUAGUCCAGAGAAGAAAAAGCUUGUUAAUCUAAUACCUGUCUUUUAUUCUCUGAUGGCUGAUGGAAACUGUUAACCAAAUGUCCUCCUUCUUCACAGAAAAUAAAUAAGAGGGACCGAAUUUAAAUUGUAGCAAAAAAACCCCACUUCAGGUGGGCAUAAGGAAGCACAUUGUAUGAUAGUGGAUGCUAUCAAGUUAAUUUGCAAUAUUACAAAACAAAGCCCAUUCAGUUUCCUCUGAGAGAAGCUUCUGUGCAUGCAUUUAAAUCCGUCCAAGGCCAGAUGGCCUCUGUGAAUCCUAAAAGCCAGGCAGUCUUUUUGUGGUACUUUUCUUUGUGGUUAAGGAAGACAUUUGUCUGUUGGUGUUCACAGAGAUCAUUUCAUUGUACCCAUGAAAAAUAAAACUAGUCAUUGGAGAGUUUUAUUUAAACCACAGGCUAUACCAGAAGGAGGCAUGAUAUUCUCCCAUGUCCUAAAGAGAGCAAUGUCCCCUAGCUACUGUUCUUUCCCAAAUAAUAGCAGGACUCAUCAUUACUCAGUUCUAGCACAAUAUGGCUUAAAAAUUAAUUUACAAUGCAUUAGACGAAUGAUCUUGAAAAUGUAUACUUGCUUAACUUUUCUGUUUUCCUUUUUUCUCAUCUGGAAUACUUUUAAGUCUUUAAGAGGAAUUUUAUGAAACCUAGAUACCAAAACAUAUUUUAUACAAAUGUAGGAGAUUAGUAUAAAUAGUAGAAAUGUGAACAUGGUCAUCAGCUUAUAACUACAACUAGUCCCUGUGGAUCUACGUGGUCCUUGAGCGCAACAAUGCUGUUGUAUUUGCAUUUGUAUCCUAAGCACUGGGUCUAAGACUUGAUAUAAUAAAUCAGAUUGAACUUUUUUUUAUUUAAAAAUUUUUUUAUUGGUGCAUAGUACUUAUAGAGAAUGUUGGGGUUUCACUGUGGCAUAUUCAUAGAUAUGUAAAAGUCUCAUUUGAAUUACUUUGAAGUAAGCAGGGGAGAUGCUAUUAUCAUCAUUUUGCAGACUUGAAAUUAAGACCCAAAGUGCUACAAUAGUUUAGUCUGUAAGUCUGUGAUUUCAUGAAUACAAUUUUUGAAUACUUGGAAGACUAGAACUCUGACUACCUAAUAUCAAAGGUGGGGUUUCUCAAAGUAUGCGUGGGAUUUCCUGUUACAGACUGACUUCUGAAGAUGCUUAUUAAAAAUAGAAAAUAAAAUCUCACAAAUGUAAUGUUGAAGAAAGCAUCCAAGUAUGGAAGCAAGCCAAAAAAUCAGAAAUAGAAGAGGAAACAUCAACUAUCAACUUUUAUAGAAAUAAAAAGGAUUAUAAGCAAGUGCUAUGAACAACUGUAUGCUACCAAGUUGGAUAACUUAGAUGAUACUGACAAAUUCCUAGAAGUACACAAUCUAGUAUGACCGAAUCCUGAAGAAAAAAAAAUUCUGAAAAGACCUGUAAUAACUAGAAAGGAUACUGAAUUAGUAGUCAAAAACUUCCCCCAAAAGAAAAGCUAGGGGCCAGAUCCCUUCACUCAUUCUGUGACGCCAGCAUUACCCUGAUAACAUGGUCUAGAAAGAUACUACAACUAUAGACCAGUGUUCCAUAUGACUAUUGAUAUAAAAAUUCUGGCAGACAGAAUCAGUAAAAUAUUAAAAGAAUUGUACACCAUGAUUAAGUAGGAUUUACUCUUAGAAUGCAAGAUUGGUUCAGUAUGUAAAGAUCAACCCAUGUAAUACGUAAUAUUAUGAGAAGGAAGUGGGGGAAAUCACAUUGUUACGUUAUCUUCUCACUGAUGCAGAAAAAGCAUUUGACAGGAUCCCAUACUUUCAGUAUAAAAACACUCAACACACUAGGAAUAGAAAAAAUGUUCCUCAACAUAAUAAAUGCCAUAUAUGAAAAGCCCACAGACAAUGUCAGACUCAGCGGUGAAAAAUCAAAAGUAUUUCCUCUGAGACAAGGAACAAGACUAGUAUAUCCACUUUCUCCUUUUCUAUUCAACAUAGUGUAGAAAUCAUAGCCAGCUCUCUGCUUCCUGGUUGCCAUGUCUAGAAUUGCUCUUCUCCUCCGUGCCCUCUACCAGAUGUUCUCCUUCACCUGGGGCCCAGAGCAAUGGAGUCAGCUAUUUAAGAACUGAGACCUCAGAAACCAUGAGCCAAAGUCAACUUUUCCUCCUCUACAUUGUUUUUGUGAGGUCUUUUGGUCACAGCAACAACAACACAAAAAAACAAACUGACUAAAACACACUGUUAUACGAAUUAGCCCAAAAUGAAUCAAAAGAACUGACAGCAUAAAUCUCUUAGAUGAAAACAGAUGGUAAAAGCUUCAUGACCCUGGAUUUCUCGAUGAUUUGUGGAUACAUUACGAACAACAGCACAGACAACAAAAGGCCACAUCAAAAUUUGGAACUUUCAUGCAUCCAAGAACAACAGAGCAGAAAGGUAACCCACAGAAUGGGAGAAAAUAUUUAUAAAUCAUAUAUUUGAUGAGAAAUUAGUACUCACAAUAUUAAGGAACUUUUAUAAUUCAACAAUAAUAAUUUAAAGGAAAAAUUUUAAAAAAUGUUUGAAGGAUUUGAAUAGAUGUUUCUCCAAAGAAGAUAAAAUAAAUGUCCAGUAAGCAGGAGAAAAGAUGUUCAACAUCAAGCCUCUGUGGGGAAAUAGAAUGUUGCAGCCAACAUGGGAAAUAGUAUGGGAGUUCCCCAGAAUGAUAAAAAUAGAAUAAUCAUGCUCUAGCAACUCCACUUCUAGGCACAUACCCCAAAAGAAUUGACAUUGGGGACUUAAUCAGGUGUUUGUACACCUAUGUUCUUAGUUGCAUUCUUCACCAUAGCCAAAAGAGGGAAGCAGCCCACGUGUCCACCAGCAGAUGAAUGGAAAGACAGAGCUUGGCAUGUUUACACAAUGGGAUAUCGUUCAUCCCCAGGAAGGAAUGACAUCCUGAGACAUACUACAACAUGGGUGAACAUCAGAGACAUUAAGUGGAGUAAACCUGUCACAAAGAGGACACAAAUGCUACAUACUUCCACUUUUAUAAGCCAUACAGAGUCAUCAAAUUCAUAGAGACAGGAGGUAGAAUUAGAGGAGGAGUGAAUUGAAGAUGAAAAGUAUAUACUAUAUUAUUUCAUUAAGAUGCAAAAAUUAAUUUAUGGUGCUAGAUGUCAGGAUAUCAGUUACCUUGGCAGAGGUGAAUAAGAAGAAAGAAGUUUUGAAGAAAGAAGCUUUUUCUGGGGUGCUGGUGAGGUUUAUUUCUGGAUCUGGGUGCUGUGACGCAGAUGUGCACCAUCAAUGAAACUCUUUGAGCCGUAUAGUUACAGUUUAUAUGUUUUUCUGUAUAAAUGAUAUACUUUUUAAAUAUCCCCAAAUAAUCAUGGACCCCACCCACAGCAGGGCUCCAGAAUCAGAAUGUCUGAGGGUGGGACCUGGCCACCUGGCAUUUUAAAAACCCUCUUCCAGGUUUUUCUUAAGAACAUUGGACUUUGAAAAUCUUUGCUCUAGUCAAUCUUUGCUCAAUCCCCACCCCUUCCCCGCCCCCGCCAGGAUAUUGGGUAAAUAUCUUUUCAAUGCUCAAUAAUUCUUUGACUCUUCCCUUAUAAUAAAUAUCCCUUAGACAAAAAAUGAUUUCUUUGAGUCAUUUACCUUCUCCUCCUGGGAAAAUGCAUACCGCCUUUCAGGUGCUGAGAAAAAGAACUCAGAAAGCAAAGGCAGGUAGAAGUGUAUAGUUUUACAUUUUCUCUGUAAAAUACUUUCGUGUGGCAAUACUAUAAUGUAUCAAUAUUUAUCUGGAAGAGUCAAAAACAAUUUUCUUGAGGCCCUCUAAAAGUAUGGCAGGUGCUAGGACCUGGUGGCAUCAGGCAACUUCAGGUGGAGAUGAGACUUCCCUUGGGGAGGCGUGGUGCUGUGGAGCAGGUCUGAAAAGCCAGUUCUCCCACACCUGAGCUACCUGCGCUCCACCCCACUCUCCCUAUACCGUCUCCCAGGUAGAGGAGAUAAAAGCUGCUGAAAUUUUUACACUUUUGCUUGUUGAAAGCAUGUUUCUUGCAAAGGCCUUGUUGGAAGGGGCCGAUCGAGGUCUUGGAGAAGCUCUUGGAGGUCUCAUUGGAGGAGGUGUCCAGAGAAGAGGAGGAGGAGGAGGAGGAAGCCUUGGCGGGAUCGUGGGGGGCCUUGUGAACCUGAUCAGCGAGGCUGCUGCCGCUCAGUAUACCCCGGAGCCGCCGCCGCCCACCCAGCAGCACUUCACCACCGUGGAAGCCUCGGAGAGCGAGGAGGUGAGGCGUUUUCGGCACCAGUUUGCGCAGCUGGCUGGACCCGACAUGGAGGUGGGUGCCACUGACCUGAUGAACAUUCUCAACAAAGUCCUGGCUAAGCACAAGUAUCUGAACACCGCCAGAUUUAGCCUGGACACCUGCCGCAGCAUCGUGUCUGUCAUGGACAGCGACACCACGGGGAAGCUGGGCUUCGAGGAGUUCAAGUAUCUGUGGAACAACAUCAAGAAGUGGCAGUGCGUCUACCUGCAGUACGUCAGGGACGGUUCCGGGUCUCUGGGGAGCUCCCAGCUGCGGGAAGCUCUGCAGGCAGCGGGCUUCCAGCUGAACGAACAGCUUUACCAGAUGAUCCUCCGCCGUUACGUCGACGAGGACCGGGGCAUGGACUUCAACGACUUCAUCAGCUGCCUGGUCCGCCUGGACGCCAUGUUCCGUGCCUUCAAGUCCCUGGACAGAGAUGCAGAUGGCCUGAUUCAGGUGUCCAUCCAAGAAUGGCUGCAGCUGACCAUGUAUUCCUGAAGUGGGCAGAGAAGCCAGGAGGCUUCCUGAAGGACAGGACUGCUGAAGGUCCUGCCACUCUGUCCACGCUUGCUAUGACCCUGCCCAACAGCUGUCACUUCUGGUCGAGUCCUCUCAGGAGCCCUGCACAUUUCUGAUAAGGGGCUAUCCUUAGCUGCCUAAUUAAAACAGAUUUUUUAUGAAAACUGCUCAGUGGUUUGUAUAUCAGCCCGGGAGAUAGCAGGUGAUCAUAGAUGUAUGUACGUAGUGGGGAGGUAGUGGGGAGAGUUCUAGUGGAGUAGAAUUUAAGGCGUGGUUGCUUAUUGGGCGAAUGAAUUCCAGCCAUUUGGAACUUUGUCCUUGUUGUGACUGUUGUUAAUAAUGAAAUUCUUUUUAAUCCUGAAAUAAAUUAACAGAGCACUC
Ictidomys tridecemlineatus (thirteen-lined ground squirrel) is the source of this 11164-nucleotide messenger RNA. RefSeq names its product calpain small subunit 2 (gene Capns2). Gene Ontology annotation, molecular function: calcium ion binding. The record is from RefSeq and is a predicted model, not a curated record. Gene Ontology annotation, cellular component: calpain complex. Lineage: Eukaryota; Metazoa; Chordata; Mammalia; Rodentia; Sciuridae.